AUGGCAAAAUGUGACAUCUUUUCGAAAGAAGUGAAAAAUUAUGAUGCGUUCAAUUUCUUGCGUCCAGAACAUAUUCAUUAUCCGGAAAAUGACAAAAUUCUUCGAAAUUGUGCAAGUUAUGAGGUGAGUUCUAAUUAAAUUUCAAAACAAAGCUGAAAAAAUUGGAAAAUUCCAGACUUGCACAAAUCGCCGUUGGUGUAUUCAAGAACUUGUGGAAGUUAUCGAAGUUCGUCAAAAUUGUAAAAAGUUCCAAUUUUUCAAUGAUAUGAAACCGUGUUUGGAGAAAAUCUCAUCGUGUUUUAAUCAAGUGAAGGAAUUCAGAAGAAAAUGUGAGUUUCAGACAAGGAAAAUUCCACUUUUCAGACAAAAUUUGUCAUUUUCAGUAUUGUCUAGCAAUGGGAACAUGUGAGGAAACCGUGUAUUAUGAAAAAGGAAGUUAG
Messenger RNA from Caenorhabditis angaria, 440 nucleotides. The record is from the annotation of a GenBank genome assembly. Lineage: Eukaryota; Metazoa; Nematoda; Chromadorea; Rhabditida; Rhabditidae.